Molecule: messenger RNA, 941 nt
Organism: Brassica rapa (field mustard)
Lineage: Eukaryota; Viridiplantae; Streptophyta; Magnoliopsida; Brassicales; Brassicaceae
Product: RING-H2 finger protein ATL67
Biological process (GO): protein ubiquitination
Molecular function (GO): transferase activity
Source: RefSeq, a predicted model, not a curated record
UUCCCACCCACCUCUCAUCUCUUCUACGGUUCUACCCCUAACUAAUUAAUUCAUCAAAAUGAUGUUCUAAAAUUAAAGUUAUUUUUUCCCAUCAUUCUCUCUCACACAUGGACCCAUCUUUCUUCUUAAUCAUCAAAUGUCAACCGCCUCUUACCUCUUCCACCCUCCUCCUCUUCCGCCGUCGCCGCCACAAGACUCCAACAACUCUCACCUCACAACUCUAGGCUUUGGCUACACCAUAGCCAUAGGUCUCGGUUUCCUCGUCCUCAUUUCCAUCGUUCUUCUAUCCUCCUACAUCUGUUGCCGUGACUCUCGCCGCCGCACAACCGCUGUUGAAACCACCGAGGAACGUGGCAGAAGCGUAAAUCUCCCUCGCGUAAUCUUUGUCUCCGAAGAAGACAACGAAGAUCUCGAAGCGGGUGAAGUCAUCGUGGGACUAGACCAAGCCGUUAUAAACUCGUACCCUAAGUUCCACUUCUCCAAAGAAACCUCCGCCGCGUCUUCCGAUGGGUUUGGCGGCGGAGGAGAUACGUCGUGUACGAUCUGUUUGUGUGAGUAUAAAGAAGCAGAGAUGUUGAGGAUGAUGCCCGAGUGUAAACACUACUUCCAUUUAUGUUGUCUUGACGCGUGGCUUAAACUCAACGGUUCUUGUCCUGUUUGUCGGAACUCGCCGCUUCCAACGCCUACGUCUACACCACUUUCAACACCUUUGUCGGAAGUUGUGCCGCUCUCGCUGUAUGCCGCUGAUCGGAGGAGAGCAAGAAGAUGAGAUGUAUUUUACAUAGAUCCAUUCGCCUAAUAAAUUAAUUAGGGUUAUUUUAUUAUUUUUUGUCUCCGUUUCAUUACAAACUUUACUGAUUUGUAAUUAAAAUUUUCUUCAAAAGUGGAGUUUGCCAUUAAUAUCAUCGAAAUGAAAUUUAGUUCGAACGAUUUGCUUCACA